Messenger RNA from Ceraceosorus guamensis, 2830 nucleotides. RefSeq lists its product as hypothetical. Lineage: Eukaryota; Fungi; Basidiomycota; Exobasidiomycetes; Ceraceosorales; Ceraceosoraceae. The record is from RefSeq and is a predicted model, not a curated record. The coding region runs from base 321 to 2447 and encodes 708 amino acids. Gene Ontology annotation, molecular function: protein binding. The transcript has 3 exons.
GGAUGAUGUGUUGUAAGUCCUGAGUCACGAGUGGUGGGUAUGAAUGCACCGCACAUACCACACACCAGCCUUCAUCAUCCUGCCAGGCCAGCUGUCGUCGCCGCUCUUUCACAAAGUGCUUUCCUUCUCUACUCGACCUCAGCUUCACCCCUCUCAAUUCUCUGCCACUCUCUCGAUCAGUCGACCCAUCUUUGCGCGCACGCUCCCCCCCUUCCGCUUCCUCUCUUGCCUCUAUCUGCCGCCCCACCUUUAGGCCCGCGCGUUCAUCUUAUAACAAGCUUAGCUGCCUGGUCGCCUUGUCUGCGACAGACGACUGAAACAUGGCGACGACGGUCGCAAGCAGUGUGAACCCAUCUGCGGAUGCAACCGCAGCGCAAAGCUCCCCGGCUGGCCUGGAAAGGAGUGAGCAAAGCAAGGCAGACGAGAUGGGGCAAAGCAUGCAGAAAGAAGGAACUCUGAUGACCCAAGAGCAAAGCGUAAGGGCGGCUGAGACGCCGAAUGCAGGGCUGCAGGAGCGUCCAGCUGAGGAAGAAAGCAUGGAAACUCUGGCGGAGACGCCGAACGAGGGCACUUUUCCAACUCAGAGUACGCCUUUGAGCUCCAAAGCGGAAGUGCUCGAGGACGCUGGCGCUACGCAGGCUCGUAUGGGUCCUGCAAACACCAGACAGGCCUCGGACUCCCCUCUGAUCACGCAGAUGGCCCAGACGAUGCUGGAUGGUAGUCCCUCGCAAAAUAACCACACACCGCUACCGCAGUCCGCCUUCUCUACCACUUCUAGCAGCGGCACCAACGAGAUCCCUUCGUAUCUCUUGGCUUCGCCUGCGUCUGCGCUUUCCAGUUCUCACUACACUCCGCUCACAUCCUCGGGGUUCAAGAGUCACAAUCAUCCAUUGUUGGAUCAGUCGCCUCUACCCGCGACGCCAGCUGCCGGUCUGGCUCUGAGCGGGGCAGCUCAUCGAGGCUCUCACCCCGGUCCUUCGGCCACUUCGAACGCGAGCGGAGCCUCUGCAGCUGCGGCGCACCAAUUCCUGUCGCAGACAGGCAGGCGCCCUUCAAUGACGUCCAGCACAUCGAGCAAAUCUUUGGCGCCUUUGUUGGAAGGCGCAGAGGCCCAGUAUCCUUCGCCUAGCGGAGGGUUUGUGCCGCCUCGCGUCGAAGAGAGGUGGAGCCUGGGCCCGGUACCCACCAAGGUGGCACCUAGUGGCGUAAGCUCUGCCGCUCCAACUUCUGCCGGACAGGGUACGCAGGAUGAUGCGGUGGCUCAAAUUGAACAUAGCGAAGCGAGGAAGGCAGGUGCUACUUCUGCAGAAGCAUCAACUUCAAGCGCACUCUUGCCAGAUGGCCCUACCUCUCAGACUGGGACUGGAAACAGACCUCUGUCUACCUACUCCACUACAUCGGCGGCUUCGGGAUCAGGACGUCGGAGUAGCAGGUCGGGUGGACCUCCUACUCGGCCUCCAAGCUUGCCUCCUUCCGAUGCCGCAGCAGGGAUCCAAGCCUCGGGUCUCUCCAGCUCGUCGAGGCCCGGGUCGCGCAGAACAAGUCGGGUACUGGACGGCGGUACAUCAGGUGCCAGUCCGAAAGGUCUCCGACCUCUUUCGACUCACGCGCCGGGCACGUCUGGCGAGAGCAGGAGGAUGAGCACUUCGGCCUCCCCGAGCGGGGCCGCGUCCAAUCUAGGAAGCAGCCCGCUUCGACAUUCGCGCGUCGUCUUGCCGCCGGCUGCCACAGUCGAGUCUCCUGAGACCGAAGCGCAGAGUGCGCAGCAGAAAGGAGGAUCUAUCGAGAGCGGAUCGAGGGAUUCCCAAAGCGCAGGCACCUACCCUCCGCCAAAAAGAGCAUCUCGAAGAGAAUCGCAGCAAACGGACGAGGAUGCUUUGGCAGCCGUCUCUUCCGGACGCUCGGCUAGCCCUGCCCCUCGUGCCGAUCUCUCGCGACGAACGUCGAAAGCGGAAACGUUCGCUCGUCAAUCGGUCACACUGUCCAUGCUGCGGAUCAGAGACUUUGGAUUUCCAGAGGAAGAUCCUCGGCAUUUUGGAGCAAGAGACGUGUCUGCGCCUCAACAGGGCGGCAGAGGCGGUGCGGGUGCGGGUGCGGGUGCGAGCGCAAUGUUUGCAGGAGAGGCGGGAGAGGAGGAAGAGAGCGCGUGGCCGAAUGCGGACGCCUCUACGAUGUCGGACGAAGAAGAGGAGGAGGAGGGCAACGAUGGUGGGCUACGACCCGGUAUUUAUUCCGCAGCGUACGAUUUCCAGGCCGAGUCGGAGCACGAAUUGACGGUGGUUUCGGGCACCAGGGUGAGGGUUGUUGGAGCGCUGGAAGGGGGCUGGGCUAUUGCAGAGAUUUAUGCAGAGAACAAGCAGGGCGAUGUGACGGGUCAGGAAGAAGAGGGAACGAAGAGGGGUCUCGUACCUGAAGCCUACCUGGAGUGGUUAGAGGAGGAUACUUGAGAGGGUCUAGUGAUGACAGAGACGUUUCCCUGGCAAUUUAAGCGGCACCGCAGUCGCUUCUUGCGCAAUCGAGUACUGCAACCAGCAGCCCUGUAAUGGUCAUGCUUAUCCCUCUUGACCUCACCACGCAUCGAACGUGAUCCUGAGCGAUCGUCUGCGAGCAUUGCGGGCAAAUGAGCAAGAGCGUGGCAUACAGAAAGCGAGCUGCAUCAUCAUCUGCGCCUUGCAUAUCCUUUUGCUCAUAACGGGCUCGCCGGUUCGUGGCGCCCUAGAGUGUGUAGCACAGGAAGAGUCUCAACGGUGCAAAAUCGGGCGUGCUAUCUACGCGAAAUUAAACCACGCCCCAACACCCCACAAAACGAGCUGCAAAUGUACGACGGGAG